UUCUUGACUGCCUUAACAUCAAAGCAAACUCUGACCGCCUGAAGGCAGCCAGUUCCUGAGAGAGCCCCGAUGAGCUCUGGCUCUCCAGCUCACCGUCAAAGCAGCCAUUCACAUGUAGGGUGGCAGCUCAGAUCCCCAGUCCCAUCUAACGGCAAGGGCUUCCAUUGGAUUCCCUAGAUUGAGCACCACCCACGUGUUGCACCCAGACAUUUAGCUUCCGAUCUGAGUUCGGACCACCGUCGCCUCCUCCGAGCCCGGCGGGUUCGGGAGGUUUCAACCUUUUUGCUGACCGAGAAGGCGAGGAGGGACGGAGGCGUCUCCCUUUCAACAAAGUUCCUGCAACUCCUCUACAAAAGGACGAAGAAGUCAGAAGACAGCCACAUAUAAAAAGGGCAGCCGAAGAAAGGAACGUUGGCAGCAGACAGACCCCGGCGGAGGCGGAAGAAAGUAAGUUUUUGCAUCCCUCUCUUGAAUUGUUGAUGAAUUGAGUCUGCAAAAAGAGGAGAUGGUGGGCAUGGCGAUUCAGAGAUUGCAAUAUUACUUGGCGGAGCACCCAGCGAUUGUAAACUUCAGGUGGAGUCAUAUCCAUUCAUGGGGAUCGACGUGGUUGUUUCUGUUCUCAUCCAUAGGCAUCUACCUCGCUUCUGCCCUGCUCCUGAGCCUCGUCCUGAUCAAGCGCAGGCGCCCCGUCCCUCUUGGCCUCCUCCCUGCGCUGCACAGCCUCGCCAUCGCCGUUGUCUCCGCUGCCAUCUUCAUCGGGAUCAGCCUUUCGACGGUAGCGGAGAUUCGCGAUACCCGGUGGUUAUGGCGACGGAGCAAGACCCCGAUUCAAUGGCUCCUUUGCUUUCCUCUUGGUACGCGACCGUCGGGCCGCGUCUUCUUCUGGUCUUACAUGUUCUACAUUUCCCGGUUCCUCCUCCCGCUGCGCACCUUCUUCUCCAUCCUCCGGCGGCGGCCGCUCACCUUCUUCCGCCUCUUUCACUGUUCCAUCCUCAUCUUUAUGUCCUUCCUGUGGCUUGAGUUCUCCCAAUCGUUUCAGGUGGUCGCCAUACUCUCCACCACGUUGAUCUAUUCCAUUAUGUAUGGGUACCGCUUUUGGACCAGCGUCGGGUGGCCGGUGUCCUGCUUUCCGGUGGUCGUGAAUUGCCAGAUUCUUCUAUUGGGAUGCUACCUCGCUGCCCAUAUCGGCGUUCUGCUCCUGCAUUUCAGGAAGGAAGGGUGCAAUGGGAUCGGGGCGUGGGUGUUCAAUUCCUUCCUCAACGGUACUCUCCUGCUUCUCUUUCUCAAUUUCUACAUCCGGAAACAUCUGAAAGGGAGCAGAAUGGUUGAGGACGAUGACCACCCUUCUCCGUCGAGCAACAACGGGGAGUCCUGUGAGUUGGAAGGGAAGAAAGAAAGCUAGCAGAGGAGACUGUUGCCUGCCUCUGAUAUGCGAACAGUUGUGGGUUAGCAAAUGAUCUGUCCUUGCAGAGGCUGUUGAGAGUUUACUUUUUGUGUAGUUUUACUUUUCAUUUUUCUUAUUUUCACUUUCUUUGUGAGCAAUACAGAACCAGAUUAUGUCAGAAUUUUGGGGAGAAAAAAUAAUCCCUAAUUUGUAUAAAAUAGAAUUUACUUUCUUGCUU
Nymphaea colorata (pocket water lily) is the source of this 1622-nucleotide messenger RNA. Its product is annotated as elongation of fatty acids protein 3-like. Gene Ontology annotation, molecular function: fatty acid elongase activity. The transcript has a single exon. The record is from RefSeq and is a predicted model, not a curated record. Gene Ontology annotation, biological process: fatty acid elongation, monounsaturated fatty acid; fatty acid elongation, polyunsaturated fatty acid; very long-chain fatty acid biosynthetic process. Lineage: Eukaryota; Viridiplantae; Streptophyta; Magnoliopsida; Nymphaeales; Nymphaeaceae. Gene Ontology annotation, cellular component: endoplasmic reticulum membrane. Bases 506 to 1402 code for a protein of 298 amino acids.